Messenger RNA from Perognathus longimembris pacificus (Pacific pocket mouse), 2857 nucleotides. It is a transcript of the gene Clvs1, whose product is annotated as clavesin 1. Gene Ontology annotation, molecular function: phosphatidylinositol bisphosphate binding. The transcript is spliced from 6 exons. The coding region runs from base 331 to 1395 and encodes 354 amino acids. NCBI's taxonomy places the organism in Eukaryota, Metazoa, Chordata, Mammalia, Rodentia, Heteromyidae. The record is from RefSeq and is a predicted model, not a curated record. Gene Ontology annotation, cellular component: membrane.
AAAUCACAGCCCCGUGCAGCCCGAGCUCUCAUUCACAGCUUUCUAGAGAAAUCUGAGCUCCAACCUGCCAGCAUAGGGGGGAUCUCACCCACCCAGUUCAGCCACGAGGACACCUGCAGAAACCCAAUCCCCAAGCGAGCCCGGGCGGCUGUGUGAAGUAAGCCAUGGCCCCCAUUGUGUUUCUGAUUUGGAUACCAUCACCACCUAGGGCCUGAAUUUCCUGAGGCUUUCCAGGAACAGAAAGAAGACCCUCUAUUUGGCUGUUUUGAUGGCGGUCUGCUAGCAGGAAAGCUGUUGAAUGGGCCACGAUUUCAGUACUCCAUCACGUGAAUGGGACCAGUCUCUCUUUCUCCAACACAUCAGAAAUUAACCACUCAGAAAGGAGAUUCGGCCAAGAUGACCCAUUUGCAGGCAGGACUAAGUCCAGAGACUAUAGAGAAAGCACGCCUGGAACUGAAUGAAAACCCAGAUAUUUUACAUCAAGACAUUCAGCAAGUCAGGGACAUGAUCAUCACCAGGCCUGACAUUGGAUUUUUACGUACAGAUGAUGCCUUCAUCCUAAGAUUUCUCCGAGCUAGGAAGUUUCACCAAGCGGAUGCCUUUAGACUCCUGGCUCAGUACUUCCAGUACCGCCAGCUAAACCUGGACAUGUUCAAAAACUUCAAGGCAGAUGAUCCGGGCAUUAAGAGAGCUCUCAUUGACGGCUUCCCUGGAGUGCUGGAAAACCGUGAUCACUAUGGCAGGAAGAUUCUUCUGCUCUUUGCUGCCAAUUGGGAUCAGAGUAGGAACUCCUUCACAGAUAUCCUGCGUGCCAUCUUGCUGUCAUUGGAAGUGCUCAUUGAAGAUCCUGAGCUUCAGAUAAAUGGCUUCAUUUUAAUUAUAGACUGGAGUAAUUUUUCCUUCAAACAAGCCUCUAAACUGACACCUUCCAUCCUUAAACUGGCCAUUGAAGGGUUGCAGGACAGCUUUCCUGCCCGCUUUGGAGGAGUCCACUUUGUUAACCAGCCCUGGUACAUUCAUGCCCUGUACACACUCAUCAAGCCAUUCCUGAAAGACAAGACCAGGAAGCGGAUUUUCCUGCAUGGAAACAAUUUAAACAGCCUUCACCAACUAAUACACCCUGAAUUUUUGCCCUCUGAAUUUGGAGGAACGCUUCCUCCUUAUGACAUGGGAACUUGGGCCCGGACAUUACUUGGGCCUGACUACAGUGAUGAAAAUGACUAUACCCACACCUCCUACAAUGCCAUGCACGUGAAACACACGUCCUCCAACCUGGAGAGAGAAUGUUCACCCAAGCCCAUGAAAAGAUCUCAGUCUGUGGUAGAAGCUGGGACCCUGAAACAUGAGGAGAAGGGAGAGAAUGAGAAUACGCAGCCUCUCCUGGCUCUGGACUGAGCCCCGAGUCACUGGACGUGUCUGCACACCAGCCUUCAAUGGUUUCAGUCACCAGGAAGCGCUUGCUACAGGUCCUCCACUCCCGCCCUUGCAACGACUGUCACAAACCAUUGGUUUGAACAGCCAAAGUUGGACAAAGCUUUGAGAGAUUCCUCUUCUUCUUUUUCUUAAGGGAGGGGAUGGGAGAUGAAACAAGACAUUUAUGUAAUAAAAAAAAAAAGAUUCUCCCUCCCUACAUAUUUAUGGUAACAAAUGAAUUUAAAAAGUAGAAAAGCUAAACUUGAUGCACACACUACAUUAGGACUAGGAUUUUUCUGAGGAAUCACAUGGUGAUCCUCUCCAGUUUUUACAAAUUAAGAUAAAGUGCAUUAAGUACAUCAGUUAAACUGGGCAGAUGUGAUUGUCUAGUUCAAUAGAGUGUAGAGCUCUGAGGAACAGUAUCUCCAGUAAUUUCCAUUCUUAUUGACUUUUCUCUGACCUCAUCACCAGCAUUGAAUUUUUCAGCAUAACAUGUUCUCAUAGGUCUGGCUAUUUUUAAAAUUUUCUUAUUUUGAUAUCCUGCAAAAAAUGAUUUUGACAUAACAUCUUUGUCAGGCUACCAGCUGACUUCCAUGAGCUGUCUUUUAAAGAAGACACUUAUAAUUUGAAAUAUGAUUAUUUCAUCAUAGCAGCAUGAUUUCCCACAGGCGUCCUGAGAACCCAUUAGUACAGCGUGUGUCUGCAGAAAGGAGGUGUCUUGUUGAAAACACAUGUCAGUGAUUAAUGAAUCCAUUCAAGUUGACUCACUUGGGUCAGUACAGCAAAGGCAAGUUCUACCAUGCCAUUUAGUCUCCUAGCCUCCCACAACCAUCAAAGUACGGACAAAGGGCCCAGCUAUUGCUCAGACCGACAGUAACCACGGAGGCAAACCUUAAGGAUAGGUAAAAAAGGAAAGCAUUGAAAUAAAAAAAGACUAGGAAUGCAGGAUGAAAUGCCAAAGAUCGUUUUAUCUCUUUACCUAUUCUCCUUAGAAACAGACUUCCAAAUACCCACUUAAAGGAAAUGAGAUAUAAAAUAAAAGUUAUAUCAUAGAUAUACUAUAUGUAUUUGUGCAACAAUUCCCAAGACAAACUGUACCUUUUCAGAUAUCUCUUAUUUGCCCAGUAAUCUGUAUGUUGUGGACAUUUAUUAGGUGCUCAAUGUCGGGGGGAAAAUCUAGUUGUUACUGGGCAGGAAAAUGACUGCAUAUUAAAUAUUUGAGAAGAUGAAUUAUUAGCUAAACAAUUCAAAGAAAAAGCAAGUCAUUCAAGUGGCUACUAUCAUUCCCAAAAGAUGUUGUGCAUCAUAACCACUUAACACUCUCUUUUCCUAUGGAUCUAUUGUUUUAUUUUUUUUUCUUACUGGUAGAGAAUAAUAACAGAUUUCACAUUUAUAGUCUACACAUGAAGAACUAAAAUCAAAAGAAUUAAAAAUAUUUCCCCAA